GAAUUGGUGACUGUUAACAUGCAAACAGCGAUGCACAGAACAACACGCGUCGUAAAUCCGAAAUCCGACGUUUUAUCACUGAGAUAUAGACGACAACAUACACGCUCUACACGAGCCACUGAACGCCGCACCGCCGUAUCCGUCGCAGCCACUCAGCACCAAAGCCCUGAUCCAGACGACGGACCAUCGACCUCUGGAUCACAUGACGAACUUAUCUCACAGCCGUACAGCAGGCGACAAGUGGCGCUGGGAGUCGCCGCGACAAUUUCAGCGAUCGCCGGCGCCGAGCCAGUGCUUGCAGCCAAGACGAUCACCCUGCGCGACGGCACCCAGCUGCAGGCCUACGAGCACGGCAUGUCGCUCUCCAUCGUAGCCCUGCGCGGCUCCGUGCCCUCCCGCUGGGCGCUGGACUUCAAGACCAGCAUCGGGCGCUACUGCGGAUUCUCGCUGGACCAGCGGGCGCAGCUGGAGGACAUAUUCAAGGAGCUCUCCGACACCAGCGGCCGCAACCGCCGGAGUGCCGGCCUUGCUGACGUUGUGACGCUGGGCGACUCCUGGCUGGGCCCCGCGGUGCAGCGGGGGCUGCUGCAGCCCCUCCCCGGCACCCCGCAGCACCAGCGCUGGUACCGGUUGCUGCCGCAGCGCAUGCGGCAGCUGGUGCAGCGGGACGAGCAGGGGAGGGUGGAUCCGCAGGGGCGGGUGUACGGAGCGCCGUACAGGUGGGGCUGCACGCUGAUCGCCUACCGCCGCGACCGGCUGCUGCGCCGCGGGGGGCGGCCGGUGCUGGACUGGGG
This is a messenger RNA of Astrephomene gubernaculifera, 794 nucleotides long. NCBI's taxonomy places the organism in Eukaryota, Viridiplantae, Chlorophyta, Chlorophyceae, Chlamydomonadales, Astrephomenaceae. The record is from the annotation of a GenBank genome assembly.